Molecule: messenger RNA, 4217 nt
Organism: Apus apus (common swift)
Lineage: Eukaryota; Metazoa; Chordata; Aves; Apodiformes; Apodidae
Gene: NDUFA9
Product: NADH:ubiquinone oxidoreductase subunit A9
Exons: 12
Coding region: 61-1203 (380 amino acids)
Cellular component (GO): mitochondrion
Molecular function (GO): protein-containing complex binding
Source: RefSeq, a predicted model, not a curated record
GUCCCAGAGGUUUGGCCCCGCCCGGGCGCCGUCCGCGCUGGGGUAGGUGGGUAGGGCAAGAUGGCGGCCGUGUCUCGCUGGCGCCGGGCUCCCCGCGGCCUCCUGCCGCCAAGGGCAGGUCCUGGCAUUUCUGUGCUAGCUGCAGCACCAUCUGCGUUGCAGCAGCACCGCCAAGUUCAUCAUGCCGUGAUCCCUCAUGGAAGGAGUGGACGGUCCUCUGUUAGUGGCAUUGUGGCUACUGUCUUUGGGGCUACAGGUUUCCUAGGACGAUACGUUGUCAACCGUUUAGGUCGCAUUGGAUCUCAAGUAAUCAUACCCUACCGCUGUGAUCAGUAUGACCUCAUGUAUCUGCGGCCGAUGGGUGACCUGGGGCAGCUUCUCUUCUUGGAGUGGGACUGUAAGGACAAAGACUCUAUCCGAAGAGCCGUGGAGCACAGCAAUGUGGUCAUUAAUCUGGUUGGAAAGGAAUGGGAAACAAAAAACUUCAAAUUUGAAGAUGAAUUUGUAAAUAUUCCUAAAACUAUUGCACAGAUCACUAGGGAAGCUGGUGUGGAAACACUCAUUCACAUCUCUCACCUGAAUGCUAGCAUGAAGAGUCCUUCCAAAUACCUCAGGAAUAAAGCUGUUGGAGAGAAAGCAGUGAGGGAAGAAUUCCCAGAUGCUAUAAUUUUGAAGCCCUCUGAGAUGUUUGGGAGAGAGGACCGAUUUCUCAAUCAUUAUGCGAACAUGCGCUGGUUUGGUGGUGUGCCUCUUAUUUCUCUGGGAAAAAAAACAGUGAAGCAACCAGUAUAUGUGGUUGAUGUAGCAAAGGCAAUUAUUAAUGCAAUUAAGGAUCCUGAUGCUAAAGGAAAAACAUAUGCCUUGGCUGGACCUAAACGAUACCUCCUUUAUGAUAUGGUAGAAUACAUCUAUGCAGUUUGCUUUCGAGCCUUUGUUCCCUAUCCGCUUCCUCGCCCUCUCUACCAUUUAGUUGCAAGAUUCUUUGAGAUGAAUCCAUUUGAACCAUGGUUAACACGAGACAAAGUGGACCGGUUUCACACAACAGACAUGACAUUUCCUGACCUUCCUGGUUUGGAAGACCUGGGUAUUCAGCCAGCAUCUCUAGAACAAAAAGCAAUUGAAGUUCUACGUCGUCACCGUGGAUACCGCUGGUUGGAUGCAGAGCUGGAGGAAGCAAAACCAGCUAAGACAUAUCCCAUGUAACAGCUGAUAAGGCUUCCUACUACUUGACUUUGUUGGAUGUGAACUUGGACAAGUUGAACACAUGGGUAUCAAAAGUCUAAUGGAGGAGAAAUCCAAAGUGGAAAAUGGGAUGGAAUAGGUGAUAAAACAGGAGAGUAGAAAAGAGAGAAUAGAAGGAUUGAAAAAAACAAAGAGAUUAAGGUUAGGGAAGGCACAGAAGUUUCUUUGAUUAAAUCAAAACAGAUUGCUAGAGCCAAAGAUGCAAGAUGCUGCUGCAAGUUUCACUUUCCGUAUACUUUGCCUUCCAUAGCACUUCUGCUUCUCACCUUAUAGAAACCACAGUGUGGUUUCUCAUUAUUUAUCCUUCCAAAGCAAUUUCUUUAGUCUUUAGUGGUCUUGAAUGUAAAAAAAAAAAAAAAAAAAAAAAAAGUCACUUAUUUUGUAAUGUAGUGCAGAGUACAAAAUUACUAUAAUUCAGUUUCAUCAGUGAUUUUUAUCCCUACUCAUUUAUCAGUGAGAAGAUCUCACAAUUAACUGGUGAUAGAACAAGAGGGAAUGGCCUCAAGCUGUGCCAGGGAAGGUUUAAACUAGACAUUAGGGAGAACUUUUUCACUGAAAGAGUUGUUAGAUGUUAGAACAUGCUGCCCAUCAGAUUGAGGUGAUUGAGUCACCAUCCCUGGAUGUGUUUAAAAAUCAUACAGAUGUGGUGCUUGGGAAGUAGGGUUAAUGGUUGGACUCGAUGAUCUUAAAGGUUUUUUCCAACCUAAGUGAUUCUAUGAUCUUUCUUUUUAUCCUAACCCUAGUUUCUCAGCUUGCAAUGUUUUUUCAGCUAAUUUGCAAAGUACUGAAGGUCCUUUAAACGUGUGACUGAUGUUCCGUGCCUUUGUGCAGGACGUCACUUAAAGCGGUAUGGUUUUCCACCCUCCCCACAAGAGGUCACUGGUGGAGCAGAAGGUGGCAAGUCUUUUAAGAGCAUGGGGCCCCUUUAUGUUUUGCAGCCGGUUCUAUCCCCAGGCUUUGCCAUUUCUUCUCUCUAUUCCUUGCCUGCAUGCAGCCAGAGGGUUGUCCAGAAUGGAGUUUUCAAGUCAGGCCCAAAACUGUACCUCAGAAAGUUUAGGUACAGUGAUAUAAUAAUACACGGUGCUGGUACCAUCUCGCUGAAAGGGAGCCUGCUUUGGUCCUUUCCCAGUACAUAAUCAAAUAAUCUACUUUAUGGCCUACCUUCAGCCUGUUCUAGAGGGUCUGUCUUGAGAGAAGGUAGACCCUUGGCAGCAUCUGUUCAUGAACCAGAUUAAGUAUCUGCAUGGCUGUGCGAGUGUGUGGGCACACUUAGAAGACAGAUGGUUAAAGACCAAUAAGGGCUGAAGAGUUGGUGAAGGCAAUCAUGCCUGCAGUUGUAUGUGUAUAUAGCUCUGUGUGUGUGUGUGUUCAUAACUUGUAUGUGUAUACAUGUCCCACCCAACCUUGGACAGUCUGAUGGAAAAUAUAUGCAUUUUUAUGGGACUGAGAAGAAAACAUUAAAACAUCACUUGUCACUUUUGUCACUCAGCUACCCUUAAAGGAAAAAGUGACACUUCUGGUCAGUGUAGUUAACUUGGUUCAUGUGCUGCCUUGGAGCACUAGUUUAUCUUGCUUGAUGUGAAAAGAAGUUAAAAGGAGUAGGAGAAUAUUGUGAGAUUGUUCUAAUGGUAAUGUCUUCCUCAUAUAAAUUGGAGCACCUCUGUAUUUUGAGUUUGUGUGUGAAGUAUUGAUAGCUUUUACAUUUUCAGUAUGAAAGGCAGUAGGUAUGGAGAAAGGAGGAGACAGCAAAAGCAGAAAAUUUAACCCACUUUGAUUUUUGAGAUUCCCUUGCAAGUAGGACUGGAAGAUACUUGCAUUUUAGGAACAGCUUGUAUCGGUGGAAAUAGUAUGUGCAUCUAAGGGUGGAGAGAAAGAUUUGGACCUUGUAUUUCUUCAAAAACUGUAUUUUGAGCAGUUAGGACUCUGAUUUGGGCUUACUGCUAAUUCUGUGCAUGUUUAUGCUGAACGUAUGGUUAACACUUAAAUUGCACUGUUCAUAGUAUAUUGUUUCAAGUUGGAACAGGACUUGCAUAGAACUAACUAAGACUUCUUGUUGGUCUGCUGCUUUAUUCUUACCUCUUCAGUUUUCUCCCUUGACUUGUAAAGCCUUAAAACUUUCUUGUGUUGCUUAGAGGGCAGAUGGUUAAUGACCAGCAAAAUUGUUCUGUAGUUACCUCUCUGCUGUUUUUUGUUCUUUUGUUUCCCCUGCACUAAUUGAUACUUGGAUACACAUUAUAUGAAAUUAGGAUAUCAGAGGACUGCUAUAUUUAAAGUAAUUUGAAGUAGUGAGUGAUUCAUGAUAGUGUUACUGCAGCCUCUGUGAGCUGUGGAGGCAGAAGGUGAAGAACACUGAUGAAACGGCAAAGGAAAACCUGGUGGCAGAGCUGAGAAUAGAGUGACAGUGUGCUGCUGUGGCUUCUUUCUAUCCUCUUGAUGGCUAGUUGUAGCCUGAGACUCACCCUAAGCACCAUCCUAUCUUGAAAAAGCUUGCAAAGGUGUUAACAUGAAAAUUUUUGUAAGAAACAAAUAAAUUUUGGUUUGUAUAUAAAGCAGCAACACUAAGUCAUAUCUGAACCACUUCCAAGAUUUUGGAGAGUGGUUUCAUGUUAAUGGGCAAAGCUUGUUUGAUUGUGUUUGGUUUUUUUGGGGGGAUGGUAAAAACUAGAAAAUGGAAAUUGCAUUUUUCAUUGCCAUUGAGGAAUCUCAUCCAUAUCCCAGGGGUUUUGUUCUCGGGAUUCUGAUUUGGAGCAGGGCACAGAGUACCCAGUUUGCAAAACAUGUAUGGCAGUGUGUGUGCCUUGGUUUACCAUCUGUAUUUCCACGGUCUUGGUUAGAAUUAAAGCAGCCAGUAGUCAGAGCUACUGCUUAGCAAAUACUUUUGUAGUUCUUCCACUUUUUCUGUAACUUUCUUCAUCAACAUUUAUCCUCUCAGCUGAUACAAUGGAUUAAAAAGUCAUUAAAUGCUUUCAAAGUUU